Fragaria vesca subsp. vesca is the source of this 2511-nucleotide messenger RNA. Its product is annotated as anthranilate phosphoribosyltransferase-like. Gene Ontology annotation, molecular function: GMP synthase activity. The transcript is spliced from 9 exons. NCBI's taxonomy places the organism in Eukaryota, Viridiplantae, Streptophyta, Magnoliopsida, Rosales, Rosaceae. Gene Ontology annotation, cellular component: cytosol. The coding region runs from base 1 to 1773 and encodes 590 amino acids. The record is from RefSeq and is a predicted model, not a curated record. Gene Ontology annotation, biological process: GMP biosynthetic process.
AUGAAAUCUCUUCUCUAUCCUCACCCUCUCUCUCUCCCCUCUUUCUCUUCUUCCAUCUCCACCGCCAAACCCCGCCACCUCACCCCACCGUUCCUCAAACUCGACUCUUCCGCCGUUAAAACCCCAGCUCUCACCGUGAGAGCCGCCCUCGACUCCGCCACCGUUAACGGAUUCUCAUUCGAUACCAGAAAUCCAACCCUUUCGUCUUCUUACAGAACCUCUAGCUUACCGAAGCCGAAUCCGACGGUGCUGGAGGCUCAGACUAGGGUCUGCACCGGCCCCACACAGACCAAGCCGCUCGGCGAGGACCAAGCCUUCAAGGUGCUCGACACUAUUCUCCGAUCCGCCACCGGAGAACUGAAAGACGAGGAGCCAGUGUCCAGAGCUCAGCUCGGCGCGUUCUUCGCCGCCAUGACGAUCCGUGCCAAUUGCUUCCCGGAGGCGACGCAGUGGAGCGAAGGCGAGAGCCGAGCGAUGAACAAGUACUGGCCGCUUCUGGUAAGGGCGCUGCCGCCGGACGUGGUGUUCAUCGCCGACCCGGAGGGGUCGUUGAUGGGGAUAGGGAGCUCGAUCGGGCCGCAAUUCGUUGGGAACGGGACGAGUGAGAUGAGAUUGGUUGGGGCUCUCCGGGAGGUCCUGGCCGGCGGCCACCUCGGGUUUGAAGAAGUGCAGGGAUGUUUGAGAGACGUUCUGCCGUUGAAAUCGACGACGGAGGAGGGGACGGCCACCGGAGUAAGUGAAUCGUUGCUUUCGGCAUUGUUAAUAGGUCAGCGUAUGAAUAGAGAAACAGACCGGGAAUUAAAAGCUUACUGCCUUGCAUUUGAUGACGAACUUGGCGAAACUCCGAUUGCGGAUGUGAAAUCAUUAACUCACUAUGGUGAACCUUAUGAUGGAAACACUCGGUUCUUUCGUAGCACAUUGUUUGUUGCUGCGGUUAGGUCUUGUUAUGCUGAAUCAUCCGUGCUUCAUGGUGCUGAAUGGAUGCCACCCAAGGGAGGUGUUACUGAAGAGCAAAUGCUCAAGUUCAUGGGAGCAGAUACGAGCUUAACCCCGUCACAGGCGAAAGUACUUCUAGAGGAUGAAGGAGUUGGAUUUGCCUAUAUAAGUCAUCGCGAAGCCCGCCCAUCUCUAUAUUCACUGGUAAAGUUGAGGGAGCAUAUCAAGAAACGCCCCCCACUGGCAACAUCUGAAAAGGUUCAGCAAUUUGUGAAGGCCCGGGGGAAGGAAGCAAUUGUCACUGGAUUUUAUCAUGAAGGUUAUGAGGAUUCACUCUUAAUGCUUAUGAAAAGAAGAGGUGUUCAUUCUGGCUUGGUGGUGAAGGGUGAGGAAGGGGCCCUCUCAAUGACAACGAGAUCGCGCUCAGUAAAUUCAUCAAAAGGAAUUCCUGUAAACUACUGUUCAGGGUUCCGUUCACUUAGCAUGGCUUCUGCUUGUGAAAUUGAUGGGGUUUCACGUCAGAGUUUUAACCUGGAGGUUAAUGCCGUAGACUAUGGUUUCGAACCCACUGAUACCCCAAGAACUGACAGAUCGGUCUUGAAGAAUAUAGAGUUGGGUUUAACAGCUCUUCAUGGUCAAAAAGGACCGGCUUAUGAUCGCAUAGUCUUGAAUGCUGGAAUGGUUGAUCACUUGCUCGGAUGUGAUGGUGCAGAAGACAUAUCUGUGGCCCUGGAUAGAGCCAGAGAGGCUAUUGAUAGUGGCAAGGCUCUAGAAAGGCUCUGGAAUUACGUAAAGGUGUCUAAACAAGUGAGACACAGACCUGCCAUGUGUGUUUAAUAGAUGAAUAGAUGAGAUAAAGGAAUAGAGGAGAGAUAUGGUUUAGUUCCAAUUACAGGUAGCAUACAGAUCAAUACGUGUGUUCCUCGUAUUUCUACAGCAGGUGGCAUCCAACAAUGCCUUUUGUUUUUGUAAGUACCUCUUUCUCCAGGAUUUCAAUAAAACUUCAAUUUGAAUUGAAUAUUUCGCAUUCAGUCAUGAGGUAGCAUAUAUAUCCUCUAGUGAUUGAAUUGACAUUUAAAUGAAUGUUUACGUUGUACGUGGGAGCUAAAAUACAUCCUUGUUAUUGUUCUGCAGGUCUGAAGAAGGCCUAGUAUAGAAAUCGAAACUUUUCAUGUUUAUCGUGAGAUUUGUCAUUCCGGUUGUAAAUUACUUAAAUCCUGCCCUGUUCGAUAAUUGCUUGGCUCUUUGCCUGUUCAAAUAUUUUUGUUUCUUUUCUCCGUGCACCAGUUGCUUCUUACAAGUCUAUCCAUGUCAUUUUGUGAUCGACUUGUAAGGAGUACUGCUUGCAUGCAAGGGGCCAAGCAUUUUUCCGUUUACUGAGUACCACUCACCUGAGUUGAGAUCAGAAUAAAGGUCAGCUUGAAAAGCCUUAAGAAUAAAGGUCAUGAUCCAGUGACUGAAGUGUAAUAGCAUUUUUUACGAGUCAGAAGUUGACUAAUAUGAAUUUGAUGUAAACUUUUCUGUUAACGUUGAAAAUCGUUCAUUCAGAUCAAAUACAGCUUUAUUUCAUCUUGU